Molecule: messenger RNA, 483 nt
Organism: Fusarium poae
Lineage: Eukaryota; Fungi; Ascomycota; Sordariomycetes; Hypocreales; Nectriaceae
Gene: CCG6
Product: clock-controlled protein 6
Exons: 2
Coding region: 1-483 (160 amino acids)
Biological process (GO): fungal-type cell wall organization
Cellular component (GO): fungal-type cell wall
Molecular function (GO): structural constituent of cell wall
Source: RefSeq, a predicted model, not a curated record
AUGAAGUUCGCUACUGCUAUCGCUUUCGCUGCCGGCGUUGCUGCCCACGCCAAGAACGUUACCUACACCACUGAGGUCGUUACUGCUUACACCACCUACUGCCCCGGUCCCACUGAGAUCGUCCACGGCGACAAGACCUACACCAUCACUGAGGCCACCACCCUGACCAUCACUGACUGCCCUUGCACCGUCACCAAGCCCGUCAUCAUGACCUCCUCUGUUGUCUGCCACGACUGCCCCACUGGUGAGAAGCCUACUGGCAAGCCCAGCAACCCUGGCCACCCCGGCCAGGGCCACAACUCUACCAUGGUCCCCGUCUACCCUACUGGCAAGCCCAGCCACGGUGGUGACCACCCCGCCGGCCCCGGUGCUACUCCUACCGCCGGUGUCCCUGAGGAGGUCCCCACUGCCGGUGCCGGCAAGGUCGCCGCUCUCUCCGGUGCCGGUCUCGCCGCCGUCGUCGGUCUCGCUGCUUUCCUGUAA